CAGGGCCAAAAUCCGCUGACACAAUCGUACCCAAGUGAAUGAACUGAUCCUCAAGUCAGUAGCUCGGUCGGUCGUCCUCUACUGGCUUCAUUGACCGUCAUUGAGUUACGACUAGUAGGGAAAAUGACGUCAAGUUUGUUAUUGUGGAAAGAUUUGCCCUCGGAUGGGAAGCUUCUGGAACAAGCGGAUCCCGCCCAAACCCAUCCAAACGCCUUACGGGAAAAUGUGGAACGACUCGCCAUGGGUGGACUAGCCCGUUCCUCAUUUGCUCAGAUCGUAUCGGGACUACAAGCUCCUCAAACCAUCCAACACGAUGUGGAUCUUUUGGGCCGCAUUGUGGCUUUAGCCUCUCCAGGAGCCUCCAUUCAGAUCGUUCAAGCCGUCAAAUCAGGCUAUGACCCCAUCGAAUCGCCCUUGAUCACGACUGAUCGCCUGAUAUCGAACAUCAAACUAGCCGGAUUCGUCAACGUGGCUGAGCCUCAAGCGAUCCAAACGGAUCAUAAGGCCGAGAUUGCCCAAGCAUUGCAGUUGAUCGGUGACUUUCAAGUGGUAUCCGUCAAAUGUGAAGCCCCGGCCUUUGAGGUAGGAUCCUCUCGGUUGCUUUCAUUCGCCAAAAACGUCGCACCCAUGCCCGUCAGCCCGGCCGUGAAUGCUGUCUGGUCGCUGGGCAAUCUCGACGACGACGAUGUCGAUUUGAUCGACUCUGACCAACUCCUCGACGAAUCCGAUUGGGCCAAACCCAGUGCCGAAUCAUUGAGGGUGUGCGGAACCACGGGUAAGCGCAAAGCUUGCAAGGAUUGUUCUUGUGGACUCAAGGAAGAGAUCGAAGAGGGGAAAACUCCGACUAAGAAGACCGUGACAUCGUCGUGCGGGAGUUGUUACCUGGGAGACGCAUUUCGGUGCGCGAGCUGCCCUUAUUUGGGGAUGCCUGCUUUCAAACCCGGAGAAAAGAUUGCACUGUCUAAGCGGCAAUUGAAUGCGGAUGCUUAGAAGGUCACACAACAUCCGUGAUCUUAGACCAGACCCAGUGAAUCACUUCACAUCUUUCAGUUUGACGUAUUCAUUUUGGGACACACAGGAAGAUCAUCAUGGCCUUUGAGUUGUGAAUUUCCCACUUUUAUCUCAUCAACGAGAAAGGGUGAACAAUAAAACACUUCAGUUUUCCAAAAA
Molecule: messenger RNA, 1170 nt
Organism: Tigriopus californicus
Lineage: Eukaryota; Metazoa; Arthropoda; Copepoda; Harpacticoida; Harpacticidae
Gene: CIAPIN1
Product: anamorsin homolog
Exons: 4
Coding region: 124-990 (288 amino acids)
Biological process (GO): iron-sulfur cluster assembly
Cellular component (GO): cytoplasm
Molecular function (GO): iron-sulfur cluster binding
Source: RefSeq, a predicted model, not a curated record